UAAUAUUUAUUACUUACCUAUUCAGUUAUUUAUAAAAAAAAAUAGUCGUGCAUUUGGAGUUUGGACUGUACCUAUAAUAUGCCUUAUUUGUAUAAUUAUUGUAUAACGUCAUAAUAUUAGUUCGUGCUGGGGCACAAAGUUAGUAGAUACUAGAUCUACAAUUUUUUAUAUGGACAAGACAUAACGAAAAUUGAAAUGUUAAACAUCUAAUUUAACCAAUAUAGAUUGUUUAUUCACGGUGCUACAGCAGUCUUAACACAUAGCAAGUACCUACCUAUGUAUAAAACACAAAAAAUGUUUUCAGUUUGUAUAAAGUCUAAUAGUUUUUUGAAGAAUUUUGCAAGCUUUAAAAGUAAAGUUCAGAUUAUUACAGAAAAUAAAACAUACUCAACGGUAUCCUACAUACAAGGACAAUCGCCAGAGAGUAAAAUAAGAGAGUAUUUCUAUUAUAUUGAUCAUCAAGGAAUGCUUUUUCUGGAUGAUAGCAAAAUGAAAAAUUUUACGUCAGCUUAUAAAGAAAUAGAUUUUUUGGUUUUUUUUUUCAAACGGUUAAAAUUAAACACAACUGAUCGAUAUAGAGAACACUUUCCAUGGAUAUCAUUAUGUGGUAGAGAACGGAAUUUUGUUAGAUGUGACGACUAUCCAAUUGUGUUCAACCAAGUAAUCAAAGGUGAUGAUGGCAAUCUCUUAUUUUGUCAUAACCAUGCAGGUCCAAAGUUGACAGUUCCAUUUCAACCUGAUAAACUUUGGAUGGAUGUUGAAAACGGUAGAGUGUACCAUCCAGCCAAUGAGCAACAUGGUUCAAUAGGACUAGUAUCAUCUAAAACAGCUAUUGAAUUCAGUAAAAUGUUUUUAUACAGCGAUACAGAUAACUAUGUGCCUACACACUUUUUGUGGAAUGGUAAAAAGUAUGUUCUAGACUCAGAUUGGUUCAAACAUUUAAUCCCCAAAUGAGUAAAAUUCAAGUUGUUAUACGAAUAGAGUUCAUCUUAAAAAUAUAUAUAUAUAUAUAUAAGUAAUCAAAAUGGUUACAUUAUUAUAGUUGAUCUGUACAUUUUGUUAUUUUGUUAUUCUGUUACUAUAGUUUUUUUUUCUGCAAUAACAAUAGCCAAAUAGUGUAAGAGAUACUAUAAUAACUCUGUAAAAGUUGGACUACAGUACAAAUAAUGUACAACCAUAUUAAUAUAAUAAUUGUAUUAUAUUUUUCAUCAUAUAAGGCUUAAUAUUUUACAUAAUAUGUUAUAUUUUAUAUUAUAAUAAUUAAAAGGUUUGAUUCUUUUAGUUCA
This is a messenger RNA of Aphis gossypii (cotton aphid), 1286 nucleotides long. RefSeq names its product UPF0598 protein CG30010. The transcript has 4 exons. The coding region runs from base 277 to 954 and encodes 225 amino acids. The record is from RefSeq and is a predicted model, not a curated record. NCBI's taxonomy places the organism in Eukaryota, Metazoa, Arthropoda, Insecta, Hemiptera, Aphididae.